Messenger RNA from Epinephelus moara (kelp grouper), 1846 nucleotides. RefSeq lists its product as uncharacterized. Lineage: Eukaryota; Metazoa; Chordata; Actinopteri; Perciformes; Serranidae. Bases 132 to 1316 code for a protein of 394 amino acids. Gene Ontology annotation, biological process: Arp2/3 complex-mediated actin nucleation. The record is from RefSeq and is a predicted model, not a curated record. Gene Ontology annotation, cellular component: Arp2/3 protein complex; actin cortical patch. Gene Ontology annotation, molecular function: actin filament binding. The transcript has 9 exons.
AAGGAGUUGCAAGAAGACUUCUGCUUACCUGUCAGUUUCAGUCACUGCCAAAUUCAUGUGUAUUAAUCUUGUAUUGGGUAUCUGUUAGUCAGACCCCUGUCCUGACAGGAGGGAGCAUCUUGAGCUGAAGCAUGGACAGCGAGGGGAGAAAAGUGGUGGUGUGUGACAAUGGGACGGGGUUCGUCAAGUGCGGCUUUGCCGGAUCCAACUUCCCCGAACACAUCUUCCCCGCCAUGGUGGGUCGACCAAUCAUACGAUCGAACACUAAAGUGGGCAACAUCGAGAUAAAGGACCUGAUGGUGGGUGAUGAGGCCAGCGAAUGUCGCUCCAUGCUGGAGGUGUCCUACCCCAUGGAGAACGGUAUGGUGCGCUCCUGGGACGACAUGCUCCACCUGUGGGACUACACCUUCGGUCCCGACCGCCUGGACAUCACCCCAUCGGAAUGCAAGAUCCUGCUGACGGAGCCGCCCAUGAACCCAACCAAGAACCGGGAGAAGAUCGCAGAGGUCAUGUUUGAGAAGUACCAGUUCCACGGCAUUUACGUGGCAAUUCAGGCUGUGCUCACUCUGUAUGCUCAGGGUUUGCUGACCGGUGUGGUGCUCGACUCGGGGGAUGGUGUCACCCACAUCUGUCCAGUGUACGAGGGCUUUUCUUUACCCCACCUCACACGUAGGCUGGACAUCGCAGGACGCGACAUCACACGCUACCUCAUUAAGCUCCUGCUUCUCCGCGGCUACGCCUUCAACCACUCGGCCGACUUUGAGACUGUGCGUUUGUUGAAGGAGAAGCUCUGCUACGUGGGAUACAACAUUGAACAGGAGCAGCGCCUGGCUGAAGAGACCACCUACCUGGUGGAGUCGUUCACGCUCCCUGACGGCCGGCAGAUAAAGGUGGGCGGAGAGCGGUUCGGGGCCCCUGAAGCCCUCUUCCAGCCUCACCUCAUCAACGUGGAGGGAGCCGGCGUGGCUGAGCUGCUGUUUAACACCAUCCAGGCUGCGGACAUCGACCUCAGGGCGGACUUCUAUAAGCACAUCGUCCUGUCCGGAGGCACCACCAUGUACCCUGGACUUCCAUCCAGACUGGAGCGAGAGAUCAAGCAGCUCUACCUGGAGAGGGUGCUGGACGGAGACACCAAGAAACUAUCAAAGUUUAAGAUCCGCAUCGAGGACCCUCCCCGGCGUAAGCACAUGGUGUUCCUGGGCGGCGCCGUGCUGGCCAACAUCAUGAAAGACAAGGAAUCCUUCUGGCUGAGCAGGGCGGAGUACCAGGAGAAAGGCGUGGGAGUGCUGCAGAAACUGGGAGGUGGAGUCAGAUAAAAAUAAAGCUUGUAAAGGAAAACCCAGAUACUUCUUCUCUGUUUUUUUUUUUUUUCAAAUCGAAGUCUCACCUCUCAUCGCUUGGCAUGCUGGGUGAAAAAGCUGGCUCUCAGUGUACUUCACAGAAAACGACACUCCUUCAUUCCUGCUAGUGCUGGAACAAUAUUUUGAACAACUCGUUCAUCUUUUACCAUAAAUAUGUUCAGGACAUUCUGUACAGAUGCAGCAUAUGGAUACCUGAAACUUUUAUAGAGGCCUUUUUAUACACUGUGACAAUUAAAUCAGCAUUUAAGGGUGCUAUUUUUCUGUCAUUUAAAUUGGGUCUCGACAUGAUGCAAAUCUCACAAGGUGAUGGGUGACACAGUUUAUAACUUGAAGAAAUCCUAUCCUAUGAAAAUAUUUGUUACAUCCAGAUAACUUCAUGCUGUGCUUUGUAAAACAAUGAGAAAGGUUUGUUGGGAAACACCACUGACUGAUGUAGAAUAUGUGAAAUGUUUAAAACGGUAAAUAAAGAUUUUAUUGGUGACAAA